AUGCAGAGCGCGGACCCGGAGCAUCCGUACAAGCGGCCCCGUUACAAUGGCAGCCCGAGGACGCCGCCGAGCACCCCUACCGCAGAGGCGGAGAGGUCCCCGGGCCCCGAACUCCACCCUGACCACCAGACCUGGGACCCGGAGCAGGUGUGCGCCUUCCUAAAGCGCAAUGGCUUCAGUGAUCCCCAGCUGCAGACACGUUUCCGAGAAAAUAAAAUCACUGGUUCACUAUUGUCUUUUCUCGAUGAAUCUCUUCUUGAAAACCUUGGAGUAAGUUCCUUUGGGGAAAGACAGAAGCUGCUUUAUUAUAUCCAAAGAUUGAGUCAAACUCAAAUUGAAACGAUGAAGGUUAUCAAUGAUCCCAUCCAUGGCCACAUUGAGCUCCACCCUCUCCUCAUCCGAAUCAUUGACACACCUCAGUUUCAGCGGCUUCGCUACAUCAAACAGCUGGGAGGUGGUUACUAUGUUUUCCCAGGAGCAUCGCAUAACCGCUUUGAGCAUAGUCUGGGGGUAGGAUAUCUAGCAGGAUGUCUAGUUAGUGCACUGCAUGAAAAACAGCCAGAGCUGCAGAUAAGUGAGCGAGAUAUGCUGUGUGUGCAGAUUGCUGGGCUCUGUCAUGAUCUCGGUCAUGGACCAUUUUCUCACAUGUUUGAUGGAAGAUUUAUUCCACUUGCUCGCCCAGAAGUAAAAUGGACGCACGAACAGGGUUCUGUCAAGAUGUUUGAGCACCUAGUUGAUUCGAAUGGACUCAGAGAAGUCAUGGAGCAUUAUGGUCUCGUUCCUGAAGAGGAUAUUUGUUUCAUCAAGGAGCAAAUUACAGGACCACUUGAAUUCCCAGUCCAAGAAUGUCUGUGGACUUAUAAAGGGCGCCCUAAAGAGAAGAGCUUCCUCUAUGAGAUAGUGGCCAAUAAAAGAAAUGGCAUUGAUGUGGACAAAUGGGAUUAUUUUGCCAGGGAUUGCCAUCACCUUGGAAUCCAGAAUAAUUUUGACUACAAGCGCUUCAUUAAAUUUGCCCGAGUCUGUGAAGUAAAUAACAAGAAGCAUAUUUGUACUAGAGAAAAGGAAGUUGGAAAUCUAUAUGAUAUGUUCCACACACGCAAUUGUUUACACCGAAGAGCUUAUCAGCACAAAAUUGGCAACAUCAUCGAUACAAUGAUCACAGAUGCUUUUCUCAAAGCGGACCCCUAUCUGGAGAUACCAGGUGCUGAAGGAAAAAAGUAUCACAUUUCCACAGCAAUUGAUGACAUGGAAGCCUUCACGAAACUAACAGAUAACAUUUUUCUGGAAAUUUUACACUCAAGUAAUCCCAAACUGGAUGCAGCACGAGAGAUUUUAAAAAAAAUUGAAUGCCGAAAGCUGUACAAGUAUGUGGGCCAGACUCUUCCACCAGUAGGACAAGAGAAGAUUAAAAGGGAAGACUAUAAAUCCCUUCCACAGGAAGUUGCUGAUGCUAAACCCAGUGUAUUGCUACAGGCUGAACUGAAAGCUGAAGAUUUCAUAGUGGAUGUUAUCAAUAUGGAUUAUGGAAUGGAGGACAAGAAUCCUAUUGAUCAUGUUCACUUCUAUUAUAAGAAUGACCCCAACAAAGCAGUCAUGAUUGCUAAAGAUCAGGUUUCACAGCUUCUACCAGAGAGAUUUGCAGAGCAGCUGAUAAGAGUGUACUGUAAGAAGACCGAUAACAAGAGCUUGUAUGCUGCACAACAACAUUUUGUUCAGUGGUGCUCAAUCAGAGGUUUCACCACCCCAUAG
Molecule: messenger RNA, 1749 nt
Organism: Elephantulus edwardii (Cape elephant shrew)
Lineage: Eukaryota; Metazoa; Chordata; Mammalia; Macroscelidea; Macroscelididae
Gene: SAMHD1
Product: SAM domain and HD domain 1
Exons: 15
Coding region: 1-1749 (582 amino acids)
Biological process (GO): dGTP catabolic process; regulation of innate immune response; defense response to virus
Cellular component (GO): nucleus
Molecular function (GO): protein binding; dGTPase activity
Source: RefSeq, a predicted model, not a curated record